Molecule: messenger RNA, 2742 nt
Organism: Polypterus senegalus (gray bichir)
Lineage: Eukaryota; Metazoa; Chordata; Cladistia; Polypteriformes; Polypteridae
Gene: kcnj21
Exons: 5
Coding region: 541-1812 (423 amino acids)
Biological process (GO): potassium ion import across plasma membrane; regulation of monoatomic ion transmembrane transport
Cellular component (GO): plasma membrane
Molecular function (GO): inward rectifier potassium channel activity
Source: RefSeq, a predicted model, not a curated record
UUCAAAGGGCUUCACGUUUCCGUUACUUCUGAAACGCAGCAAAUCCGUUCGAGCCGAGCGACCUCCAAACUUGGAACACAGAAGUCCCGUCCGCAAGGGUCUCGCAGGUUUCCUCGCCGCCCUGUAAAGGGUUAAUCUGGAGAGGGGCUUCAGCAGACACAUGAGCGACAUCUCCUCCUGCUAAUGUGGUCUGCCUGGAGCGCUCGGCUCGCCUCGCCAGUCCUCCCGUCUGAAGAUCCGAGCGGCGCUUCAGAUACAUGCGAGCCCUGCACGUCACCUUGAGGGGCUCCGCUCUCCCGCCGAACACGGAGGCGCCCUGACGAGCGAUGGAAGCAGCGGCCGCCGGGAGGCAGCUGUUUGCCAUGAGGAGGAGGACGGCGGCGAGGUGAUCGCAGACAGAUUCACGUCAAUACCGGUGGAUAACAGGACUGCCUUCGGGGGGAAACGCACCUCGACGCCGGCUGGAGGAAUCCCACCUACCGCCCCCUUCGAGGAGCUGCCUGCUGGACCAGCCCUGCAAAUCUCCAAGAAACGCAGGAGAUGAACGAUUACAGAGGCCACUCCAUGGGACAAGACGUGGAAAACCGGGACAGCAAGUUGCCAAAACAACGCUGGGAUGCCCCCAAACAGAAGGUGCCCACUGACCGCACUCUGGUGGUCGCCAGCGAGCUCAGCAAGAAGAGGCGCCAACGCUAUGUGGAGAAGGACGGCAAGUGCAACGUUCACCACGGCAACGUGCGCGAGACCUACCGCUACCUGAGCGACAUCUUCACCACGCUGGUGGACCUCAAGUGGCGCUUCAACCUGCUGGUCUUCACCAUGGUCUACACCACCACCUGGAUCUUCUUCGGCUUCAUCUGGUGGCUCAUCGCCUACAUCCGGGGGGACUUGGAGCACGCCGAGGACCGCAGCUGGACCCCCUGCGUCAACAACCUCAACGGCUUUGUGUCGGCCUUCCUCUUCUCCAUCGAGACGGAGACCACCAUAGGCUAUGGCUACCGGGUCAUCACAGACAAGUGCCCCGAGGGCAUCAUCCUGCUGCUGGUGCAGGCCAUCCUGGGCUCCAUCGUCAACGCCUUUAUGGUGGGCUGCAUGUUCGUCAAGAUCUCCCAGCCAAAGAAGAGGGCCGAGACCCUCAUGUUCUCCAACAAGGCUGUCAUCUCCCUGAGGGACGGCAAGCUGUGCCUGAUGUUCCGGGUGGGCGACCUCCGCAACUCCCACAUCGUGGAGGCGUCCAUCCGCGCCAAGCUGAUCAAGUCCAAGCAGACCAAGGAAGGCGAGUUCAUCCCCCUCAACCAGACGGACAUCAACGUGGGCUUCGACACGGGCGACGACCGCCUCUUCCUCGUCUCGCCCCUCAUCAUCUCCCAUGAGGUCAAUGAGCACAGCCCCUUCUGGGAGAUCUCCAGGGCCCAGCUGGAGAAGGAGGAGUUUGAGAUUGUGGUCAUCCUGGAGGGGAUGGUGGAAGCCACAGGGAUGACGUGCCAGGCCCGCAGCUCGUACCUGGACUCGGAGGUGAUGUGGGGCCAGCGCUUCAUGCCGGUGCUGACGCUCGAGGAGGGCUUCUACGAGGUGGACUACGACACCUUCCACAACACGUACGAGACGCCGACGCCCACCUGCUCGGCCAAGGAGCUCGCCGAACUGGCCAAGAAGGGAGAGGCCAUCCCACUGGCGCCCCCUGCCGGCCACCCGCAGAGGCUGACGCCGGGCACGGAGAGCGAGCAUCAGCAGGCCCGGGGAGCCGACGAACGAGCCCUGGAGGAGCAGACCAUCAGCAACGGGGACCUGAGCCGGGGAGACGCCGAGUGACCGCAACGGGGACAGCCGGGCCAGAGAUGGAAGUACGACAAGGAUCUGAGCUCCGUUAGGGCCACACUUGGGGACUGGAAGUGGGGGGGAUCGAGCGAGCGCCAUGGACACCCCGGAGGAGACCCGCCAGGCGACACGUACGGGAAAGGCGCUAUAUGAAGGAAAAACUCCAACAAGCAUUGGUUAUUGUAAUGGGAAUUGACUUUAGAUGAUGGUGGGGGUGAAAGGCACUAUAUACUGUACAUAAUACACACAUACAUACCUGUAUAUAUAUAUUUAGGAAAGAUGAACUCCUAUUUUAAAAGAAGUCUUUUUAAGAAUCACUGACUUGAAAACAACCAUAAAAUAAACUCUUUGGAAAAAUGCUGCCAAUCAAUCAAUCAAUCAACCAAAACAGAGAGCGAGGCUGGCGGGGCAUCUGGAUAUGGCAUCCUGCACAGGGCCAGGCCGACAAGUUGGGCAAAGGGGAUGGAAACUCCAUUGUCAUUGUCACUGAUCAGGGUGACAGACAAACAUCAGGCCUGGACGGGACGUUCACAGUGCGCAGACAGGCAAAGGGCCCAAUGAAGGCCUCUCAGAGCAGUGAGCAGGUGGCAGGUGGCAGUGCCACCCAAUGUGGCUUCACAGAAAAACACGAGGAGACCUCCAGGAACUCCCCAUUUUAUAAAAACACUCGGGACUUUGAAUAAAACACACGGUGCCAAGGGGCUUCAUCGGAGCCGUGCCACCCACACGGGAGGAGUCCACAUGAUAGCUCCAGAAAGUGCCUUGAGAUUUUGGUAGAAGGCGCCAUAAGUAAGUAUGCAUGGAACAGCCCCCCGGUUUUAGAAAGACCCCCACACACCCCAGGCACAGUGCUGGCUCGCUCGUGUCCUGCCUACUACACUUUGUCACCAUUUGUCAAGCGACGGGGGUGCCAGGCAGCCUGGU